Vicia faba (fava bean) is the source of this 1503-nucleotide messenger RNA. The record is from the annotation of a GenBank genome assembly. Lineage: Eukaryota; Viridiplantae; Streptophyta; Magnoliopsida; Fabales; Fabaceae.
AUGACGGUACCGAUAGCGAUGCAGUCGACACCGGGAAGUUCAGGCUACUUGGAUAUGCAUCCUGACCGCAAGAUGUCCUUUUUCAAGAAUCCUUACAUUCUCGGUCUCGCCGCCGUCGCCGGAAUCGGUGGUCUUCUCUUCGGUUACGAUACCGGUGUUAUAUCAGGAGCUCUUUUGUAUAUUAAAGAUGAUUUUGAACAAGUCAGAAACAGUAGUUUUCUACAGGAAACAAUAGUUAGCAUGGCAAUUGCUGGUGCAAUUGUUGGUGCAGCAUUUGGUGGUUGGAUUAAUGACACUUACGGAAGAAAGAAGGCCACACUUUUAGCCGAUGUUAUAUUCAUUCUUGGAGCAAUUCUCAUGGCCGCUGCACCUGAUCCUUAUGUUCUCAUUGUCGGACGUCUUCUAGUUGGGUUGGGUGUUGGCAUAGCUUCUGUUACUGCUCCUGUCUAUAUUGCAGAAGCUGCACCCUCUGAAAUCAGAGGUUCAUUAGUCAGCACCAAUGUUCUCAUGAUUACUGGCGGACAGUUUAUUUCCUAUCUUGUUAAUCUUGCUUUCACUGAGGUUCCCGGGACAUGGCGAUGGAUGCUUGGUGUUUCAGCUGUGCCUGCAAUUAUUCAGUUUGUUCUCAUGCUCUUCCUCCCCGAAUCCCCAAGAUGGCUAUUUUUAAAGAAUAGGAAAAAUGAAGCUGUUGAUGUGAUUUCUAAGAUCUAUGACUUGUCUCGUUUAAAGGAUGAAAUUGACUUCCUAACUGCUCAAUCAGAACAAGAGCGCCAAAGAAGGAGCACUAUCAAAUUUUGGCAUGUUUUCAGAUCAAAAGAAACCCGACUGGCUUUCCUUGUUGGAGGAGGACUUCUGGCUUUUCAGCAGUUUACAGGUAUAAACACAGUCAUGUACUACAGUCCAACAAUUGUACAAAUGGCUGGCUUUGAGGCCAAUAAGUUGGCUAUUCUUCUGUCCCUCGUUGUUGCUGGCAUGAAUGCUGUCGGAACAGUUCUCGGCAUUUACCUUAUUGACAAUACAGGGCGGAAAAAACUUGCCCUUUACAGUUUGGGAGGAGUAAUUGCAUCCCUUGUAAUGUUGUCCCUAGCAUUUUAUAAGCAGUCAUCAUCUUCCAAUGUAGUGUAUGGAUGGCUCGCAGUUCUCGGUCUAGGCCUUUAUAUUGGUUUUUUCUCGCCCGGAAUGGGGCCAGUGCCUUGGACUGUAAACUCAGAGAUAUAUCCUGAAGAAUAUAGAGGUAUAUGCGGUGGCAUGGCAGCUACCGUGAAUUGGAUUUCAAAUUUGAUUGUGUCAGAGAGCUUUCUUUCGAUUGCUGACGGUAUCGGUAUUGCUCCAACGUUCUUGAUUAUUGCUGGUAUAGCUGUGGUGGCAUUUCUGUUUGUAUUUCUGUAUGUUCCAGAGACUCAAGGAUUGACAUUUGAUGAAGUGGAGUUAAUAUGGAAGGAGAGAGCUUGGGGCAAGAACCCAAACACACAAAGCCUUCUUGAGCAUGGAAGUCAAUCAUAA